Molecule: messenger RNA, 7892 nt
Organism: Trichobilharzia regenti
Lineage: Eukaryota; Metazoa; Platyhelminthes; Trematoda; Strigeidida; Schistosomatidae
Source: the annotation of a GenBank genome assembly
ACUCUGUAUCGCGGUACGUUCAACGUUUGCGUUACAUUUUUACGUGAUUCGUUACAUAAAAUUUAUCUUGUUGUAGUACUUGCACAAGUACUAUACCACUUCCAUACUUGUAACCACUAACUCUUAUUUCUAAUAGUUAUGGUUAAUCAAAGUAAAAAGCAGCGAACCCAAUCCCCUGUAAAACUGGUGUCUAAUUUAACGUCCUUGAUUGCUACAUCAAGCAACACACCCCCAACAAACGGCUAUAGUGAGUCACAUAACUCACGUGUAUGCCGUAAGCGUCGAGCUGAAACUGAAAAUAAAACUGUACUGACAGCCAGUAUUAGCACUACUCCUAAAAAUUCGGUACCCUCUGCUCAUACAGAACUCCUCCCUUCACCUUAUGUGCUUAUGGAGAAACUCCAGCCAUCAAGCUCUUUUUCAGUACUAUCUUCAGAAAUAGAACUUCUAAAGUUGUCUAUAGGAGAACUUAAGGCUGAGUUAAGGGAAAUAAAAAACAGCAAGUCAGUAAAUGCUGGAAACAUCGAAACCAAUACCGAGAUAUCCAAAUUAUCAGAUCAGAUCAGCGAUAUCAGAUCGCAGGUCUGUGAACUGACACCUCUAACUAUCCUCAUGAAAACGGUAAACCUUAACAAGCUUGACACAGAAUCGGUAACUAAGGUAGAUAACCUCAUUAACUUUGUUACCACAGAAGUAACAAAACGACUCGACGCAAAACUCAGUGCUAUUGUCUACAACGUUCCGGACAAUGAGGCAAUAAAAAAGGUACAGCGCAUCUUACUUAGUGAAGCGAAAAUGCCUAACUCCAAGACUAAGUGCUACAGGCUGAAGAAGAGUCAACAUGAAAAGUGCUGUCCUAUUCGAUUUCAGUUCGAAACACCGGCAGAGACCAGAAAAUUCAUUCACUCCCAACACACCCUAUCGCAAGCCAGAAACUACAAACAUAUAAAGGUCGGGGUGGACAAAACAGUUAUAGAAAGGCGCGCACACAACUAUCUCACUAAGACUAAUUGUGAAAUAGGUAAUAGGACAUUGCAGCAAGCCAUUAUCCCCAACCCUGUGAAAGAUACAGUAGACCCCACCGCAUCACCCCUCUCAAAACACACAGAAAUGUCCCAUCAGAGUGCAACACCAGCCGAAAGGCCACUAGACUGUAACCAAAUAAAUAAUAAAACCAUACCACCCAUCACCGCAGAAUCUAAAAUGCCACUAAAUAACCCCAGAAAAAAAGUUAAAACCCCCCGAAACUCGACUUUGUCCUCUCCUAGCUAUAAUUCCAUUGGUAAAGAUAAGGAAAAUAUGCCCCUAAAUCAUACCAACAAAAACAGUGGCAGCUUAAAUAAGCCCACACUCCCCACGGUUAAUAGUAUUAGCACUCACAACGUGCUAAAUCGCACCGUGGCACACACUAAUAUCCAAUGUCACAACGAUGUCACCCUAAAUAGUACAAGUGGUAACAGUCAGAACUCGGCUACCAACAACUCAGGGUCUUCAGAGUAUGGCACACAAACAAAUUUCGACCGGAUAUAUGGUACAAGUCUGCUGGGAACUAACCCAAAAUGCAGUACACACGAAACCCACACAAGGACACAACUAGCAUCAAACAAUAGGUGGAAUAAUAAGCCAUGGUCAUCACAAGGAUCCAAUCAUUUUUUAUCCCCCGCGUCCCUGUCAGCGUUGAAAAAACAGCUGGUAGGGAUGUUAACACUCCUAAACCACUAGUGCUGGCUCCCUCCUUGCAUGAAAACAGGAACGGUCUAGUGCACCCGUAUCCAUUGGACACACUUGACACUUGCACAAGUAUAGGCCAAAUAAAGAACCCUACCCACUUCUGUAACCUAACUAAAAAUAAAAGUUCCUUAGUCUAUAGCAAAUCCAGUACUCCAACUCCUAAUUCUCCACCGAAAACAGCACACAACAACUCGAUAGACAUAGGUGAGCAUGAUGCUGGAACUCCUCUUAACAUAGGAUCGUCAUGUCCAGCAGAACUACUGGGUGCUGAACCAUAUUCGGGGCUGACUAACGAACUUAAAUACUUCAAAUGCUACUUCAACUCUCAUCUUUACGUAAUCCUCAUAAAUGCUAGAUCUGUUCUAAAUAAAUUGCCGAUGCUCAGAGCACUCACAGUAAUAUACAAACCCCCUGUAAUUGUCAUCACUGAAUCUUGGUGUCAUUCGGACAUCCUGGAUGAUGAAAUAAGCUUAGAUAACUACACACACUUUCGGUGUGACAGGGAAGGUGGUAAGGGAGGGGGUUGUCUCAUGUACUUCUUGAAUGAACUUACUGUAUCACAGCUAGAAAGUAGUACACUUAACAUGCCUGAGACUCUAUGGGUUAAUGUACACUUAAAUAACGUAACAGCACUAAUUGGAUGCUCCUACAGAGCACCUGGCACCUUUAGUAAUUACGAGACCCAACUCAUUAAUACUCUGGAGCAAUUAACCGACUUACAAUACGAUCAUAAGAUCCUAUGUGGGGACUUUAACUUACCUGAAAUCAACUGGGAUAUACCCACAGGUCCAACUAAAUUUGAUAAGUUCUUAGACACACUGGAUAUACUUGGCUGGAAACAAACUGUCACUACUCCCACAAGAGGUAACAACGUACUAGACUUAAUCUUCUGCCACAAUAUAAGCCCCCUUUCAACGCUAGUAGGUUCUGAGUUCCCAGGGAGCGACCACAAAACAGUAAUGUGUGCACUGCCAAUUCCGCUGAGUAGCAAUGCAUCUCAUACCUCCACUUCACAACAAGUAAUAUAUAGGAACUAUAGUAAGGCAAACUGGGCCUUAGUUGAAUCGAUGCUAAGAUCCUCCAAAUGGGAUGAAUACUUCACUACUGAUGACCUAUCGAGAGCCCUAACCAUCUUCUACCAUAACUCAAACAUAUGCUUAGAUGCUGUCAUUCCACUCCAAACACUAAAGGUUUCCCCACACAGAAAGUCAUUCAUAAAACCAAAGGAUCGUAAGAAACUGAAGAAACUCUCAACAAGUUACUUCAAACACCACGACUUUGGCACUCUAGGUCUAAUACUUAAAACCCUUAGCUCCAUCACACAAGCUCAAGAUUUCCGUAUGAGAAAGGAAGAACGCAUCGCAGUAGCCAGUCCUGCUAGAGCGUAUGCACUCACAGAAAUCUUAAGGAAGCGAAUGAAUCGCAAAAAUCACAGCAUUUCUCUCCUCAUAGACAAAGGCAGGCUAUGCACUAACUCUGCAGACAUAUGUGAACUAUUCAACAAAACGUUUGCAGGUAACUACCUUAAGCCCUCAGUCCAGCUACUCGAUAUACACCCUAUUACUAAAAUGGCACCAACUCCACUGACACCAAACCAAAUUAGCACUGUUCAAUUCACUUACGCUGACAUUAACCAAACUAUAAGAACCCUCAAAAGUUCAAAAGGUUUCGGUACCGACGGUAUAUCAUCUUACUUCUAUAAAUAUGGUGGCCCUGACAUUCCUCUACUACUGCUUAAAAUAUUCACAAUGUCCCUAGAAACCCAAACUUACCCUGACAUAUGGAAGACUACAUUCAUUAUGCCUAAACACAAAUCUGGCUCGAAAACUGAAGUCAGUAACUACCGGCCAAUCAAUAUCACACCUAUAGCAUCUAGAAUCAUGGAGAGACUAGUCAAAAAUAACCUAAUCAAACACAUGCUUAGCUGCAACAUCAUAAGUCCGAACCAACAUGGAUUCCUGAAAUCCAGAUCAUGUUUAACAUGUCACCUAGACUUCUUCAAUUUUGUAACCAGCAGUCGUGACAGACGGCAACUAGUACUUGUCAUCUACUUUGACAUUUCUAAGGCAUUUGACCGUGUUGACCAUUUACUGCUAACAAAUAAACUGAACUCCUUAGGAAUACGUGACCCAUUAUUAGGAUGGCUUAAAUCAUUCCUUAACAAUAGGUCCCAAAUAGUUAAACUCGGGUCUGCAACCUCCAAACCUAGCCCUAUCACUUCUGGUGUAGUACAAGGUAGUGUCAUUGGACCCCUCCUAUUUACACUAUACAUCAAUGACAUAUGCGCUUGCUUCACGCACGGGAAACCAUUCAUCUUUGCAGAUGACCUAAAAGUAGCUUAUACAUUCCAACGUGAUGACUUAGGGAACUUCGAGAAUGUAGUACAGAAGGAAUUAGAUAAAAUGGCUGCUUGGUCGUCCCUAUGGAAUCUCCAAUUUAAUCUGAACAAAUGUGGCUGGAUCUGCUUCGGUGCACCCUCAAUCGACCUGAAAUUAACGCUCCAAUCUGCUAACCUAACAAGACUCCGAAAUGUCGUUGACCUAGGCCUGAGGUACUCUAGUGACUUGACAUUCUCAGAGCAAGUAGCAUCACAGACUAGAAAAUCGAGGAUGCUCUUAGGAUGCAUACUCAGGAACUUUCACGACAAUGAAGCCAAGCUAAUUCUGUACAAAACAUGUGUCAGACCACUACUAGAAUACUGUCCAUUUAUUAUAAGCAGCACUCGCACACGUGACAAGCUAAGGAUGGAAAGUAUCCAACGAUAUUUUACCUCAAAACUGCUUGGCUACGAUUGUAAGGAAGACUACAUCUCACGGUGCAUGAUCCUAAAACUCGACCCACUUUGGACAAGGCGACUUAUUAUAAACCUAAUAUUCUUCUUUAAGGUCCUUCACAAAAUAUCUUUCUCAGGUAACAGGGACAUACAAUUCGCACAGGAAGGUUCUUACGAUCUGCGUAACCAAACUUCCACAGUGACAACUCAUUCUUUUAAGUCAACACUCCGUGAAAACUUCUUCACAGUCAUGUAUUCUAAAAUAUGGAAUAGCCUACCCCUAGAUAUCAGAACUUGCUCUUCGGUUACAAGCUUCAAACGCUCUCUAUACAGACUGUUGCACUCUACUGAUUAUAUUAAUAAACUAUUUACUCCUAGAACGAAUCAAGCACUAAUCUACUACAGCACCUAAAAGACGCACUUCAACACCCUUAGCAAUCUUUAAACUAUAAAUAAACUAGCAGCAUGGAUGCAUAAAGACAUAGUACGGAACAUACAGGAUUAGUCUACCCUUAGAAAUAGGACCUAUCCCUCAUUGUAACCUUCAAACGCUUGCUAUGUAAACUGUUUUAUUCUAAAGACUAUCCCUACCAGAACCCAUUACUUAUUUCUAAAACGCAUCAGUCAUUAGAACAAUAAAAACGCUCAGACUAUUAAUACACAUUAUGACAUUAAAUAAACUCUAAGACUUCGCAUAAAUACGUGAAAACGCAGAUACAAUAUAGAAAAAUGUUUACUUAAGUAUAAUUAAGAUAAACAUUUAUAAAUGAAUCAUGUAUUAAUGUUCUUUUCAUGUUCACAUACUUUCUCUUUCUGGUAUUUUGCUGCUCCUAUUCAUCUUCUGGUCGAGGUCGAACAACCCUGCAUCUAAACUGAAAUGAGGAUUAAUUCCAAACCGUCUAUCUCAUAACCACUCAAAUUCCAUGAACGAUCCAAUUCUACCAUUUGAAGACGCUGGCGAACAUGCUGUAAAUGAGUAUUCAUGAUCUGAAAUGAAGAAGCAACUGGUUUUCAAACAGUUUUCAACGUUUUACUCAACUUACGAAUACAGUCCGCCAUGCAGACACAAAUGGAGCAAAUGGAGAAUUCUGGAAUCGACCUCGGCACCAUUUGAUGCAGUAAAACAACCCAACAUGACCUUAUUUAGUUUUCGUAUCCACGAUCAAAUUUCUUUCCUGUUAUGAAACUACGAUAAGAGUGCUGAAAAAAUGGAAUAAAUAUAUCACUGAUCUCAACAUAAUACAUCAAUAAUCUUUAAGCCAUGGGUGCUGCUCACAACAAAGUUAUAUAAGAGAAUUGACUUCAAGCUUUAUUUUUCCCAGAUAUCUGUAUUACAUUCAUCUGAUGUCUGGGUUUUUUGUUAAUGCGAAGACAAUAUUUCUAUAUCUCUUUAUGUGCUACACAAACAGACUUUAUAGCAGACUGUUCCUACUGACUCUAAUGUCAGAAAGAACAACCAAACUGUAAAUUCAUUAUACAUUAAAUUGUGUGUAAUUUAUAUAAUAACUUAUCCAUGCCUGUACAAUUGGUAUGUUCCUGCAUAAACAGGAAGAAAUAUAUAUAUUACAACUAAAACAGAUAGAAGAGGCUUUGGUGUUAAAUUCAUUAGGAAGAUCGAAAAAGGCCAAACGAAAAAUAAAAAUAAUUGUGAAACUAUUAAUAAUAACAUAAAUAAGAGAGAGUAUAAGUCGUCUACAGUUAUACCAUAUAAAGAGGGGACAUCUGAGACCCUACGUAGGAUUGUAAAUAAAGCAGGAAUUAGGUUGGUGGCAUUUAAACCUACAAACUCACUCAGCUCGGACAAGCUGUGUAGGUUUAAGGACCCAGUUGACCCAAUUAGACAAAUUAAUAUAAUUUACAAAAUAUCCUGCAAUGACUGUGAGGUCAACUACAUAGGUCAAACUAAUAGGUCAGGCGUAGUCAGAUUGUCAGAACAUAAGAAUUUAGCGAAGGUAAGAAUGGUUGACCUUGAAAAGACAAAUAAUUUAGAAAAAAACUCAGCAAUUGCAAUGCAUGCAUUAACACACAACCACACAAUAGCAUGGUGGGAGAGGGUUAAGAUCCUAAAAAGUAAUCUAGAUAAUAAUAAUAAUAAUGAUUUACUUUAAUCCAAAAACAGUACUCGUGAUACAGAAUGGGAUUUUCAGCAUUAAUCACAAUAUUGCAUCUUAUUUCCUCAAAUUAUAAAUAAAAUUAAUCACACAGAAACUUUUUCACAUUUACAAUAGAGGUAGUGUCAAAAACAUGCAGCAUAUAAAAUGGAAAUAUCAAUAAUAACGAUAACAGCUAGGGUAAUAAUAGUAAGAAUACAAGUGAAAAUUGCCGUUGGCUUGUGGCACACAGUAUUGUCAAUGUGGUAUAGAAAUCCUAACAUGUUUAAAAAUAUUGAAUAUAAUGUUCUUUCUACAUGAUAUGGUGAAGGAAAAAACAUAGAUUACAGCCGUCAUGGAGAUAAGUUGGUGUUUGCAAUUAUGAAAGCAAAAUAAACAAAGAAGCAACAGGACAAGGUCACUAAGGUGAAUCGCCCCAUUCUGCAGGAACAGCAAUAUACAAAUUAAAGGCUCGAGAUAUUUCUGAUUUUUAUGAGGGCUUAGAUCUUUAUCUUGAAAAAGAUAAUAGUGAACGCCUUGACAGAUAAUGCUUCUACCUUUAAAUAUAUACCAUUCGCUCAGCCUAUUGUUGAGAUGCGACCACGUGGGAUCUGCACAGAUUUAUGGGGCAUCUUAUAAAUUAACUUGCUAUCCAUUGUCAGAUAUUUAAAUACCACUUCACAAUAUCUUGUCUCACUUAUUUUCUAAUAACGUCUUUACUUGAUUCUCAUUAUAUUCCAUUAAACCUAACAUUUUAUAGCUUUUUACGAAUUUCAUUCGACUUAUUCUAUUCCUAUUCUCUGGAGGGUACGGUUGUGCACCAAAUAGAAAAAAAGACAUGAAAUAAAGACAACUGGCUUGAAAAUAAUUGUAUUAAAGCCAAAAGUGAACGCAUGAUAGUAUAAAAUAUAUUGGUUUCAUUAUACAUUGCAAAUGAACGUUGUCGGCCUAAGGAUUAAUUACUUCCCCAUUCUGUUUUCUAUAUAAAUGUGUUUAUUAAUGAUAUAUUUCACUCACUUAAUCUAUUACACUUUAAUGUUUCACCUUAGCACUUUAACUUUUCUAAAACAGCUUCCAAUCCCUUGUAAAAGUUGUACUUACCUCAAUAUUGGUUGGUUAUCGUAUGCCUACAACCACGGGAUGAAAACGAAACGAAGUCGAUUUUCCCGCUCAACCUGGAGGACAAUUGUACAAUUCAAUAACUAUCCGGCCUGGUUCAGACAAUGAGUGUAUAUAUAUAUAUCAAAUAUUUAACUGUUGAAACAUUAUUAACUUGUAGACAAUCUACGAUUUGACAU